UACAACUUCUUGUAUAUUCACCAUCAUCCAGAAUUUUUUGAGAAUGAAGAAUUUUGACAACAUUGAGAAACUAGGACUUGGUACCUACAUGCUGCAGGGUGAUGUAUUAAAGCAGGCUUUGGACUUUGCUUUGUUCUUGGGCUAUCGGCAUAUUGACACUGCUGCUUUAUACGAAAAUGAAACAGAAAUAGGCGAGGUACUUGGAGACAGGAUUCAGGCUGGGAAAUUAUCCCGGAAAGAUGUUUUCAUCACCACAAAAAUACCCAGUACUUGGCUCAGGAAAUCAGAUACCUUGGAAUCUGCUCACAAGUCCUUGGGUCAGCUGAAGAUGAAGAAUGUGGAUAUGCUUCUUAUUCAUCAUCCGUGGGGACAAGUGAAAAGAAAGGAAGGAGAAAUCGCCCCUUUAAUCAACAAUAGUACCGGAAAAAGUGAAAUUGAAAAUGUUGAUUUCUUAGAGACAUGGACAGCCCUGGAGUCUCUCUUCAAGGAUGAUUUUACAAAGAAUAUUGGCUUGUCUAACUUCACUAUAGGGCAGAUACAAAGAGUUUUAUCUGCUGCCCGAAUCCCACCAGCCAACGUUCAACUUGAGUGCCAUGCUUAUUACCAGCAGCAGAAGCUGAAAGCUUUCUGUGAUUCCAAUGACAUUGCGCUAAGCGCCUACGCUCCUAUUGGGGCUGUCAACAGACCUGACAUACAUAAGCACAACACAGAGAACUUAACGGAAGACCCUUUGAUCAUAGAACUAUCGGAAAAAUAUGAGAAAACUCCUGCACAGAUUCUUCUGAACUUUUUGCUGUGUAGAGGAUUUGCUGUGCUGCCUAAGAGCUCAAGCCCAGGACGUUUAGAGGAGAAUUUUAAUGCACUUAGUUUUGAACUCUCCGAAGAAGACAACAAGAAGAUCUAUACACUUGACAGAGGAGUGAGGUUCUACAACUUCUUGUAUAUUCAUCAUCAUCCAGAAUUUAUUGAGAAUGAAGAGUUUUGACAAUAUAGGGAAAUCAGUAAGACAAGAAUGUUCAAUGUUUAAUUGAACCAUUCUCUUUAUAAUAGGUACCUUUGCCUAUAACUCCUUCUAAUUAUCACUCUUCAUUUUGGCUUUUUCCUUCUGGUCUUUUCUUCUUAUUCCUCUUUCUUCUUUUUCUUCUUUUUCGGAUUCCUCUUCCUCUGUUUCUUCUUCUCCUUUUGACUCAACUCCACUUCAUACUCUCUUGUGAAAGUUCUGAUGGAAGAAAUACAGAGACGUUUUGUUGUUAAUAUUAGGUGCAUUGUGCAGUUUGAUUACGUUUAUAUUAUUUUUUAGAUAGAUGUUGUCCCCGGUAGCCUGUAUAUAUGUCAUCCCUCUUGAUCCACUGUUCCUUGAGAGUUCCCUUUUUUUUACCCUGUUAGGGACGUGAAGUCUUGAAAUGACAAACGUAACGAACACUACUUGCGGAUGAGACAUAAUAGAUAACUAUUCUAACAGAAGCAUGGCAUUACUAUUUGCCAUGAUAGUGCAUCUUAUUUCUUAACUAACUUGAAUCUGUCUUGCUCAAGCUCAUAAUAACCCCAUCAACCCACCCCUAGCGACCGUCAAUGUGUUCAAACCUGUGUUCACUUUAACGACUCUACCUUCCACUGCUGUCUUUUUAUAUUUACUCUGAGCUCAACACUGAGAAAAGCUGGGCCCAUCAUGCCAGCAAUGAAAUCAAUUUUGCUGUGCUUGAACUUGAAGUGACUUUUUCUAUUUUAAACAUUUAUCCUGAAUUGGUGACUGCCAGACGACAUGUUCAAGCCUUUAAGCAUUGCUGUUGUCAUACGUGUAUAAUAUAAUGGAAA
Aplysia californica (California sea hare) is the source of this 1815-nucleotide messenger RNA. RefSeq names its product 1,5-anhydro-D-fructose reductase. Gene Ontology annotation, molecular function: aldose reductase (NADPH) activity. NCBI's taxonomy places the organism in Eukaryota, Metazoa, Mollusca, Gastropoda, Aplysiida, Aplysiidae. Gene Ontology annotation, cellular component: cytosol. Bases 44 to 985 code for a protein of 313 amino acids. The record is from RefSeq and is a predicted model, not a curated record. The transcript has 2 exons.